AGCAUCUGAAAAUUGAGGGACUGCACUUAUUGCGUUUUAGGGACGCGAUUUAAAAAUCAAGCGCUUUGACAAAGCAUUGGUUAUUUUUCGCUCUUGUAGUUUAACGUCGCGAAUUCGACAGAAUUCUGCUUGAUUUGCAGCUUGAACGGCUAUAAAAUGACACAGAAACAACAUUAGUCUAUAAUGGUGUUAAAAUGAUCGAUUGAUUUACCUACUGCCGCUAAACUGAACCGAGCGCGAAGCCGCGAACAAUCCAAAUGAGCGAUUCAUUUACCGCUAAUUCAAACAUGCAACUAAUAAACUAAUAGAAAGCUGAAUUGAUGAACAGAUUUACAGCUGUACAGUAGCAGCAGCACCACCAGUGAGUUUUUCUCGUGCCCACCAGAGGAGGAGGGGUGAGGGACAAUUAAAUCUUGGGCGAUAGCGGUGGCAGAACGCGAAGAGAUCAAAAGACAGUAAACCAUUGCACCAAAGACGCGUAAAAUCACUCCAAACGCCUUGCAGAGAGAGAAUGGAUCUACCUGCCGUCGGGGAGCAUGUCUUCGCGGUGGAGGGCAUCGAGAAGAAGCGCCUACGCAAGGGCAGAAUCGAGUAUCUGGUGAAGUGGCGAGGAUGGGCAGCCAAAUUUAACACAUGGGAACCCGAGGAGAACAUUCUGGACCCGCGGCUUCUCGUCGCUUUCCAAAACAGAGAGAGACAAGAGCAGUUGGUGGGAUAUCGCAAAAGAGGGCCGAAACCCAAGCACACCCUGGUCCAGCUUCCUGCCUUUGCUCGCAGAUCUAGCAUCCUGGGUGGUCUUCAUGACACAUUAUUGGAUGAGGAGAACCAGCCCAAAGUGGACUCACUUCAGAUCCACAGGCAACGGCCGCAGCACUACCAGCUGAACAGUAAAAAACACCAUCAGUACCUGCCCAGCUGUAAGGAGAUAACAGCAGAAGCACACAUCCGUGGGAAAAAGAAACACUUCUACCAGCUUAACAGCAAAAAGCAUCAUCAUUUCCAGCCAGACCCUAAGAUGUAUGACACACCGCUCACAGGACCCAAAGAGGCCAAGGGUCAAGACCCUGCCAACAAAGGUUGGAACCUCCCUCCAGCCCUGCAACAGAAGUGGAUACGGAACAAAGACACUGACUGCCUGAGCAAAGUGAAGGAUCUGUCUGUUGAGCUUAAAGGACUGCCGGAUAAUGCUAACAAAGCAGAGCGGGCACUUAAGACAAGUUCUAAAGAGUCUGCGCUUCCGAAUGGCAUCGGCAGUAAGAUGAAAAUAAUCGAGAAUAAAAACAAAAACGGCAGAAUUGUCAUUGUGAUGAGCAAAUACAUGGACAAUGGUGUGCAUUCAUCGAGAGUCAAAAACAGGGACACUUCUGGAGUGGAAAAAGCACAACACAAAGAGGAAUCUUUGAAGAAUAAUACACACAAUCUGUCUGAUGUUGCCACAGUGGGCCAUAAGAAUGGUUCUAUUAAGGACAACAGCAAAGUUUCUCCUACUAGUGAGCAUUUUCAUAUAGAGGCCCAGGAAAUGUGUGAACUUCCAAAAGCUAAGCCUAUGCAGACUGAACAAAAAGUGAACAUGGUAACCGAUCAGAUGGAAAUAACUAAAGGUCAACUGAACUCCAUGACAGCGGAGAAGGCUGCGCCAACCCACAUGGACACCAAACUCGGUUACCGUAAGAGGAACCUUUCGGAACCCAGUGAGGACGUUAGAGAUUGUAAGCAGUUCUUCAGUCAGAGGAGCACCAGCGCAACAAGUAUAGUUAUCUCUUCGCCUCAGACAGAACCCAUAAACUUGCAUUACAGAGACUGGCAAACCAGCAGAACCAACAGUUAUGACUUUACCGACACAAUUCUCGAAGAGCCCAUUGACUUAAGCUGUGGUCCAACAAGAACUCCAAUACAGUUUCCUACAGAUGUUCCUUCUGCAAUUGAGAAGGUUGCAGAAAGCUCUAAGGAGGUGGAGAACAAAGACAACCAUUUUAAACCAUUUGUAGGUAACGUUAUCAUCACGGACAUCACUACAAAUUGCUUAACCGUGACCUUUAAGGAAUACGUUCCAGGACAAUAACAUAUUUAAAUAUACUGGAUUGCCAUUUGAUCAUUGGAUGAGCCAGCUCAAAAGCACUGUACAUUGCCAUUCCUGAAGACAUAUUUACAUGUUUAUUAAAGCAAAUAAACCAUUUAUAUAAAUAACUGGCAUAUAAGCAAACUCUAUAUGUUGGGUUUAUUUGUUUAUAUGUCAAUAAAUAUGGUAAAUAAUGUGUUUUGUAAUGCAUAAAAUUGAGACAGUCGGUAGUUUCAGGGUAAUUUACUGGAAAGUGAAUUCGAAGGCACAUAUUUGUACAGUGUAAAAUACAGUGUAUAAAGCUUUGAAUUUGUACCUACCCGAGGAAAUAUCAGCCUAACGGAGAGAGCACACUGGUGAAACUGAAGAAUUCACUAAAGCUUAAUGGAAUAAUUCAGGUUCAAUACAAGUUAAGCUCAAUCGACAGCAUUUGUAGCAUAAUGUUGACUACCACACAAAAAAAAAAAACUAUUUCGAAUCGUCCCUCCUUUAAAAAAAGCAAAAAUCGUGGUUACAGUGAGGCACUUACAAUGAAAGUGAAUGGGGCCAAUUUUUGGAGGAUUUCAGGCAUAAAUGUGCAUAAAUUAUUUUGUGUAAUAUUUGAGCUGUAAAGUUGUUUAAAUUGUCGGAUGUUUUAUGGAUUUAAGGAUUUACGGCAUUACUGCGUCAUGGUAAUGAAGUUGUAAAAUUGGCUAUAACUUUACACAGAAAAGGUUAGUAAGAGAUUUUAUCACACUUAAAUGUCAUGUUAACACGCAUGUUGUUAACGUCUUGUGGCUAUACUUUUAAAACCGUAAGUAUAACCGUUUACGGAUUGGCCCCAUUCACUUCCAUUGUAAGUGCCUCACUGUAACCAGAUUUUUUUUCUUAUUUUUAAAGAAAAGUAGGGACCAGUCGAAUUUUUUGUGGUUAUCAACAUUAUGCCACAAAUGUGUCGAUUGAGCUUAAAUUGUUUUGAACCCAGAAAACUCCAUUAAUGUUAAAUGCACUUACCCACAACUUUCAAUGUCCAUGUACAUGACAAUAAGGUAGAUUGAUUAAAAUGCACAUUUUAAGUCAACAUACCUUUAGUCACAUUUUACAAAUGUAUGGACAGAAUUAUUCCUCCAUUGUUUGGGAUUUCAGUACAUAUAUCGGAGAUCUUUUAAUCUUGAGUUGCUACGAAAGGUGUCAUCAGAAAUGUAUAUGAAUGUACCUACAACAAGUAUUUUUGGAUAUUAGCAUAACAGAUUUUGUUUUGGCUGUUUUUGAAUAAUGAAAAAUUUUACUUGACUGGAUAAAGCUGUUGACCUGUGAGGUCAACCUUGUCUUCCUUGUGCAAUGCUAGAUAAACAACUGGAUUGUUUGAUGUUUCCUACCCGUAAGACGUUUAAGUUGCACUUUAUCAUCUCCUGGAUAUGUUUUGAUAUUGAACUCAAUAAAAAGCCAACAAAGGUUACGUCUUAUGCAGAAUGGUUCGAUAAUAGCAGUAUGACUAUGAUUGGAUAUCAUAAAUGAAAACCGUUUAAAACGUGUAAGGAUUAACACUUACAUUGGACAGUGUCAUUCAAUAGCUUUAGUAUGUACUGGAGUCUGACUUUGCUGUCAAUGCAAGAUACCCGCUGAGAUCUGUGUAAUAUACAAACUACACAAUAAUGCCAUCAAGGUUAAAGCUGUUUUAUAUGCGUAAUGUGUGCAUUUUAUCCGUAAAAAACUGUAAUUGAAAAUGUUUCUCAAAUCCAUAUUAAACUCUGUUCAAUAAUAAUAAAAAAAGAGAAAUAUUUGUU
This is a messenger RNA of Myxocyprinus asiaticus (Chinese sucker), 3825 nucleotides long. RefSeq names its product E3 SUMO-protein ligase CBX4-like. Lineage: Eukaryota; Metazoa; Chordata; Actinopteri; Cypriniformes; Catostomidae. The record is from RefSeq and is a predicted model, not a curated record. The coding region runs from base 512 to 2062 and encodes 516 amino acids. Gene Ontology annotation, biological process: negative regulation of DNA-templated transcription. The transcript has 6 exons.